GAGGCGAUGGUGGGUGUUAUGUCUUUUUAAGUUACCUCCUCUCUUUCCGGUUUGGGGUCAAGAUGACGACGCUGCGCUCGUUUACCUGCGAUGACCUGUUUAAAUUCAACAACAUAAACUUGGAUCCUCUGACGGAAACCUAUGGGAUCCCGUUCUACCUGCAGUACCUGGCUCACUGGCCAGAGUAUUUCAUUGUGGCUGAGGCUCCGGGUGGCGAGCUGAUGGGCUACAUUAUGGGGAAGGCGGAGGGAUCUGUAGCCCGGGAGGAGUGGCAUGGCCACGUCACGGCGCUGUCGGUGGCUCCAGACUUUAGACGGCUCGGCCUCGCUGCCAAACUCAUGGAGAUGCUGGAGGAGAUCUCAGAGAGGAAGGGAGGGUUCUUCGUGGACCUGUUUGUGCGAGUGUCCAACCAGGUGGCAGUGAACAUGUACAAGCGUCUGGGUUACAGCGUCUACAGGACUGUGAUUGAGUAUUACUCGGCCAGCAACGGGGAGCCCGAUGAAGACGCCUAUGACAUGAGGAAAGCUCUGUCCCGAGACACAGAGAAGAAGUCCAUCAUCCCACUGCCUCAUCCGGUCAGACCAGAAGACAUCGAAUAACAGCUGACCCUCAUCAUCAUCACUUCCUGGUUACUCGUCACACCCAGAGACUGAUUAUAGAAAACACGUGGCUUCAUGUUUUUAUUUCCUGUAAAUUUUCAAUGAACAUUUCGGAAAAAUAUAAAA
Molecule: messenger RNA, 725 nt
Organism: Nothobranchius furzeri (turquoise killifish)
Lineage: Eukaryota; Metazoa; Chordata; Actinopteri; Cyprinodontiformes; Nothobranchiidae
Gene: naa20
Product: N-alpha-acetyltransferase 20, NatB catalytic subunit
Biological process (GO): N-terminal peptidyl-methionine acetylation
Cellular component (GO): NatB complex
Molecular function (GO): protein-N-terminal amino-acid acetyltransferase activity
Source: RefSeq, a predicted model, not a curated record